AUGCCUACGAUCACACUCUGGUUUCUCCAAGCAUCGAGGUGCAUACGCACUGCAUGGCUUUUGGAGGAGCUGGGGCUUGACUACAAUGUCAAAUUCUCUGACAGAGUGAAUGGGAAGGCGCCUGAAGACUUCAAGUUGGCAUCGGGCAAUCCUCUGGGGAAAUUCCCUACCCUUCAAGAUGGUGACCUAACUGUUUGUGAAAGUGGCGCAAUAACGGACUACCUAUGCGAAACGUACGACAAAGAGGGUCGUCUCCUACCACACGAUCCCAAAGAGCGCAUCAAGAUCCGCCAGUGGACUCACGCUGCAGAAGCCACAUUCGCACUCCACGCCCUCGCCAUUCUCUACGCGCGAUGGCACAUCCCCGAAGAUGCGCCUGAAGGCCUCCUUGAAGCCACCGAGAAGAAUAUGUCGGCUAAUGUGCAGAACGACAUGUCUUGGCUCGAAACCGAGUUGUCGCUCUCGUCAGGCAAGUUUAUCUGCGGCGAUCACGUCACCGCCGCGGACACCAUGAUGCAGUUCUCAGCCGAGUUCAUUGUUGCGAGGGAGCUUGGAAUAAAGGGCAGGGAGUAUCCGAAUGUCAACAAGUGGUUGGAUGCUUGUAGAAAGACCGAGAGCUACCAACGCGCGUUGAAGAAGACGGGACAUAAGAUCUAA
Messenger RNA from Alternaria burnsii, 657 nucleotides. Its product is annotated as glutathione s-transferase. The coding region runs from base 1 to 657 and encodes 218 amino acids. The transcript is spliced from 2 exons. NCBI's taxonomy places the organism in Eukaryota, Fungi, Ascomycota, Dothideomycetes, Pleosporales, Pleosporaceae. The record is from RefSeq and is a predicted model, not a curated record.